AUGAAGCUCGAAUUGUGUAAUUACAGUGGUUAUAAGAUUUAUCCUGGUCACGGUAAGAGAUACUGCCGUGUCGAUGGUAAGACCUUCAAUUUUUUAAAUGGAAAAUGCGAGGCUUCUCAUCUUAUGCGUCGUAAUCCCCGAAAAAUAUCAUGGACGGUAGUAUACCGUCGCAAGCACAAAAAGGGAAAGGUUGAAGAAACUUCCAAAAAGAGAACCAGGCGUACAACCAAAUUUCAGCGUGCUAUCCAAGGUGCUACUCUAGAAAAUAUUAUGGCAAAAAGAAAUCAAAAGCCAGAAGUCCGUAAAGCGCAGAGAGAGCAAGCAAUAAGAGCUGCCAAAGAGAAACAAAAGGGCAAGAAGCAAACACAGAAGACACAAACUACAAAACAAUCCAAGAGCAAAGCUACCAAGGUUGUAAAAGGUAGUGCCCCGAAAGUUGGUGUCAGACGAUAAUAUUCGUUAAUGUACCUUCUUGCAUUUUGUAAAUGGAAAUAAAUUUGGAGCGAAUGU
This is a messenger RNA of Trichoplax adhaerens, 510 nucleotides long. RefSeq lists its product as hypothetical. The record is from RefSeq and is a predicted model, not a curated record. Gene Ontology annotation, biological process: cytoplasmic translation. NCBI's taxonomy places the organism in Eukaryota, Metazoa, Placozoa, Uniplacotomia, Trichoplacea, Trichoplacidae. Gene Ontology annotation, cellular component: cytosolic large ribosomal subunit. Gene Ontology annotation, molecular function: structural constituent of ribosome; mRNA binding. The coding region runs from base 1 to 453 and encodes 150 amino acids. The transcript has 5 exons.